This is a messenger RNA of Trichomonas vaginalis G3, 669 nucleotides long. RefSeq lists its product as uncharacterized. The transcript has a single exon. Lineage: Eukaryota; Parabasalia; Trichomonadida; Trichomonadidae. The record is from RefSeq and is a predicted model, not a curated record. Bases 1 to 669 code for a protein of 222 amino acids.
AUGUUUCUUGUACUUAAUGAACUCAAGAAUGUAGGUGAAGACAGACUCGCAAACUUCAACGCUUUGAAAUCAAUUAUUACGGAUAAUGAGAUUAGAAUUAAUGAAAAGAAUCAACCCAGAAGAACUGCUCAGAACGUUGCAAACUUCAUUUUCGUAACUAAUAACGUUUACCCUGUCAAAAUUGAAGUUGGAGACAGAAGAUACGUAGUUUUAAGGGUUAAUGGUAAAUUUAAGGGUCAAUUUGAUUACUUUAAGAAUUUGAUGAAUUCAUGCACAAAGGAAUUUUAUGAUAAUUUACUGACGUAUUUUAUCAAUUACGACAUUUCAUCAUUUAAUAUACGAAUCAUUCCGAUGACUGAAGCCAAACAAGAUUUAAUUGAAUUAUCAACAAAUCCUUUAGAUGUAUGGAUAAAUACACAUUAUGAUGAAUUGUGUGCAGGAAUGACGUGUAAAAAUGCUCUAUUCUGCAAACCAUCAGACAUGAAAGACAAAAACUUUCAAAUGAGCAUUAAAGAUAAAUGUGAAAGGAAACAGAGAAGAAUAGAUGGUAAACAGACGUGGUGUUAUGUUUUGAAAGAAGAAAUGAAAGGAUUAUAUAAACAGGUUGAACCAAACGAUAAUGAGGAUUCAUUUACUGACGAUGAAAUACCUGUAAAUGAAGCUUUAUAA